This is a messenger RNA of Tarenaya hassleriana, 3152 nucleotides long. RefSeq names its product RGS domain-containing serine/threonine-protein kinase A-like. Gene Ontology annotation, molecular function: ATP binding; protein binding; protein kinase activity. Bases 301 to 2619 code for a protein of 772 amino acids. Lineage: Eukaryota; Viridiplantae; Streptophyta; Magnoliopsida; Brassicales; Cleomaceae. The record is from RefSeq and is a predicted model, not a curated record. Gene Ontology annotation, biological process: regulation of DNA-templated transcription; protein phosphorylation. The transcript has 14 exons.
GGAGGCAAAGAUAAGCAAAAGAGGUUUCCAUUAUUGUUGACUCCUUGCGAAAAAAGAAGCUCUCUCUCUCUUUCCCUUUGAUCCGAUUCCAUCCAGUUUCUAGAGAGAGAAAGCUGUCUUCUUCUAGAGAGAGAAAGCCAUAGUCAAUCAAUCUCUCUCCGCUUCUUUUUCUAAGUUUCCGCCAUUUCCGCAUGGUCUUGUUCCUUCGAGCUCCGAUCCAACUCGCUCGGCCUACGUUUCGACUCGCUCACCCUCAGAUUUGACUUCCGUCGUGUUCGUGUUCUUGCUUUGGUUGCUCCGAUGGAGACCCCACCGGCGGAAGAGCUACUGAAGAAAAUACGGGAGCUGGAGGAGAGUCAGGAGGAUCUGAAGCAGGAGAUGUCGAAGCUCAAGAUAUCUGCCGAGCACAAGCAGCGCUCGCAUUCGGCGUCGCCGCAGCGGCCGGCGAGGAGGAACAGAGCUGACGGAACUUCAGCAUGGAGGAGGACCGGGACCGCGUCAUUUCGCCACGCUUCCCCGCUGCAAAGGGAGAGUCGCUGCCAGGAUUCGGAGAAUGCGAGGGCUCGAGUCGGUGGCGGAGGACCGUCCCCGGUGAAUUUCACGGAAAAGCAGUAUUUGAAUAUUCUCCAGUCUAUGGCGCAAGCUGUUCAUGUGUUUGAUCUCGAUCGUCGCAUAAUCUUUUGGAACUCAAUGGCGGAGAAGCUUUAUGGCUACUCUGCUGCGGAAGCACUUGGCGGGGACCCACUUGAGAUUCUUGUUGAUGAUAGGGACAUUGCUGUUGCUCAAGAUAUUACUCGACGUUGCAGCAAUGGGGAGAGCUGGACGGGCGAGUUUCCCGUCAAGAACAGAAUAGGGGAGAGGUUUGCGGUUGUCACGACGAUUUCCCCCUUCUAUGAUGAUGAUGGUUCUCUGAUUGGAAUUAUUUGUAUCACAAGUGAGUCCUCGCUCUAUCAGGACCCGAGAGUUCCUUUGUUGAAAUCAAGGCGACAGGAAGGGGAAACAAGCUCUAGCCGGACUAUGAAUAGUGUUGCAUCUAAACUCGGGCUUGAUUCUCAGCAGCCUCUACAAGUCGCUAUAGCAUCGAAGAUAUCAGAUUUGGCAUCCAGGGUAAGCAACAAGGUCAGGUCGAAAAUUCGAUCUGGUGAGAACAACGCAGCACGCGAGGGUGGCAGUGGGGACAGUCAUCAGUCUGAUCAUGGUUUGUCUGAUGCUGCUCUGUCUGACCACAGGGAAGAUGCAAAUUCCAGUGGAGCUAGCACACCAAGAGGAGAUUUUAUCCAGUCUCCUUUCGGUGUAUUCUCGCUUCAUGAUGACAAGUCUUUUGGGAAGCCCUCCAGAGAUUCUGGUGAUGAGAGUGAUGGAAAAUCUGCAAUCCGAAAGAUUCUCAGCUCAAAAGCCGAAGAAUGGAUGGGGAAGAAAGGUUUUCCAUGGCCAUGGAAAGGAAAUGAGCGGGAAGGUUCAGAAGGAAGGCCUGGUAAUUUUGCAUGGCAUCUAGUGCACAGUGAACAAGAAAAAGAACUGGCUAUCCACAGUAGUCCCUCUCCUGGUGCUAAGUCCGAAGGCCAGGUAUCUGACAGUAAUAAGCCUUCUAAUAACGAGGCUUCUGGGUCGUGGUCUUCCUCUAUUAAUGUGAACAGCACUAGCAGCGCCAGCAGCUGUGGUAGUACCAGCAGCGGUGUUGUGAACAAAGCUGAUUUUGAUAGUGAUUGCUUAGACUAUGAAAUCUUGUGGGAGGACUUGACCAUUGGAGAACAAAUUGGGCAAGGUUCCUGUGGAACUGUCUACCAUGGUCUAUGGUUUGGUUCUGAUGUAGCUGUCAAGGUAUUCUCCAAACAAGAAUAUUCAGAAGAGAUGAUAAAAUCAUUCAGACAAGAGUGCAAUGGAAAUCCGCCUCCUGUCUUUCGUAACUUAGUAUCAUUGAUGAAAAGACUUAGGCAUCCAAACAUUCUGCUGUUUAUGGGAGCUGUGACUUCACCCCAGCGUCUAUGUAUAGUGACAGAGUUCCUUCCACGUGGAAGUCUCUUCCGACUCCUACAGAAGAGCUCAUCAAAAUUAGAUUGGAGAAAGCGCAUUCAUAUGGCCUUGGACAUUGCUCGUGGAGUGAAUUAUCUACACCACUGUAGUCCACCUAUCAUCCAUCGUGAUUUGAAGUCAUCGAAUCUACUGGUUGACAGGAACUGGACUGUGAAGGUUGCUGACUUUGGUCUUUCACGUCUCAAGCACGAGACAUACCUCACCACCAAGACGGGGAGGGGAACGCCUCAAUGGAUGGCCCCAGAAGUUCUUCGAAAUGAGCCUGCUGAUGAGAAGUCUGACGUUUACAGUUUUGGAGUAAUAUUAUGGGAGCUUGCCACCGAAAAGAUCCCAUGGGAAAACCUAAACUCUAUGCAGGUGAUCGGAGCAGUAGGAUUCAUGGACCAGAGACUAGAAAUUCCCAAGGAGAUCGAUCCACAGUGGGCUUCUUUGAUGGAGAGCUGCUGGCACAGUGAAGCGCAGAAAAGACCGUCGUUCCAAGAACUGAUGGAGAGACUGAGAGAACUUCAAAGGAAAUGCACGAUUCAGAUCCAAGCGGCCCGUGCUUCAGCUGCAGAUAACUCUUCACUACAGAAGGAAAACUAAAAGAAGAAAUCACACCGACGCAGGUCUGAACUCAAAUCUUCUUCUAUGCAAUCAAGAAUCAUACAUAGAAGCGGGAGGGUGAAUUUUUUUGUGAAUGUGUGCGUGCGUGCGUGUUUGAUUAGUAGUGGGAAGCAGAAAUGGGUUUGGUUGGCAGGAGGAGGAUUGGGUUUUUACCGAUCGUACGUCUUUUUCCUGGCACCAAAACCAUGAAGAGAGGAGUGGUGUGUGUGGUCAGUGUAGUGUUGUUUUCGGCCUCUCUUUUGUUUGUUCGGCCAGGCAAGGUUAAGAAUGAGGGUUAUAUAGAGAGGGGGUUGGUCUCGUUUUGUGGAAUUUUAUUUAUUUCUUUUGUUCAGGCUCGGUGGAGGGCUUAGGGUUAUAUAUAUAUAUAUAUAUACACAUAUUUAUUUAUGUAAUGGAGAAAGGAGCAAACCAUUUCUAAGAAUAGUUUGUACAGUGACUCGGUGAGGGGAAAAAAACAAACAAAAAGAAAAAAAUAGUUAAAUAUUUUAAUUAUGAUGGGUCGUUUAAUUGAA